Cuscuta epithymum is the source of this 760-nucleotide messenger RNA. The record is from the annotation of a GenBank genome assembly. NCBI's taxonomy places the organism in Eukaryota, Viridiplantae, Streptophyta, Magnoliopsida, Solanales, Convolvulaceae.
GAGAAACGUUUUGUUAAAAGCGAUAAGGCGGAAAUAAGCAUGUUAUUAAAAGACUUUACUUCCAAAAGGUAUUCAGGAAAAGGAAAUAUAAGGGAGUAUAUUAUGGAAAUGUCUUAUAUUGUUUCUAGGCUCAAGACACUUAAGAUUGAGAUAUCGGAAGAUGUUCUCGUACACAUAGUCUUGAACUCUCUUCCUAUUGCAUUUGAUUCUUUUAAGGUCAGUUAUAACUGCCAAAAAGAGAAGUGGUCUCUUAAUGAGCUCAUUUCAUAUUGCGUGCAAGAGGAAGAGAGGAUGAAACAAAAUAAGAUAGAAAGUGCUCACUUGGCUAGUACCUCUAAGGAUAAGGGUAAAAAGAGGAAGAAAACUCUCAUUAAGAAUGAAGCUGCUAAGGGUCCAGUACAGAUGAAACAUAAGGAAGGUGAAACAACCUGUUUCUUCUGUAAGAAGUCUGGACACAUGAAGAAGGAUUGUACCAAGUAUCAUGCUUGGAAAGUGAAGAAAGGGUUGUCUGAGCCACCGCAAGCCAAAUGAUGCUGAAAGAUGCGUCUAUGUGGGAGAUGGCAAAGCGGUGCAUGUGGAGGCUAUUGGGCAUUUUAGAUUGUUAUUAUCUACCGGUUUCUAUUUGGAUUUAAAAGACACUUUUAUUGUUCCGUCAUUUAGGCGGAAUUUGGUUUCUGUUUCUUAUUUGGACAAAUUAGGUUAUCAUUGUUCCUUUGGAAACUUCCGGUUUAAUUUGUCUUUGAAUUCAAAUAUUGUGGGG